Messenger RNA from Nylanderia fulva, 1700 nucleotides. It is a transcript of the gene bsh, whose product is annotated as brain-specific homeobox. The record is from RefSeq and is a predicted model, not a curated record. NCBI's taxonomy places the organism in Eukaryota, Metazoa, Arthropoda, Insecta, Hymenoptera, Formicidae. Gene Ontology annotation, molecular function: DNA binding; DNA-binding transcription factor activity, RNA polymerase II-specific. Gene Ontology annotation, biological process: regulation of DNA-templated transcription.
AUGUAACGUGCUUAAGUAUGUAACAUUUAUAUACUGUGUUUGCUGGGUCGUUUCCUCAGCAAAUUAUUCUACCCUGACUCUGAUAGAUGCGGGAGACGCGAAGGGGGAUUCGCAUCGUCUCUUGAUGGCUUUACUUCGAAGUGGCGCGAAGAUAGCAAUCUAAUAGUAUUCGCUAGAAUUACAGGGCGCCAAGAGGCGAGGAUGUAACCGCGUGAGGAGACAUCCGCCCUAAUCGCGUACAGAGUUGUGUAUAGAGCACGAGAAAGGGAAGAUGCAGUCUUCCACCUGCCAGCAGCAACAAGCACAACCAGGUCAGAACGGAACCUCCGCUAGCAGGACGUCGUUCCUCAUCGAGGAUAUCCUUAGUCGCGGCACCGUCACUCCCCAUCAUCCCCAUCAUCACCAGUUGCACCACCAGCAUCAUUUGACGUCCACCUCCGCGCAGCAUCAUCAGUAUCAGCAAUUCACCAGUCUGCUACCCGGUUAUCCCGCAGCACCGCCUGCCGCGGCGGCCUUCCUUCUGCCAUUCUUCGGUAGCGCCGGCAUGGGGGUCGGCGUGGUACCAGGAGUCGGGGAGUUAGCGGCCUUGAAGCACUGUCGCCGACGAAAGGCCCGAACCGUGUUCAGCGAUCAACAACUGGCGGGUUUGGAAGCCAGAUUCGAGGUGCAGAGAUACCUGAGCACCCCCGAGAGGGUUGAACUCGCGGCUGCAUUACAUCUGUCCGAGACCCAGGUGAAAACGUGGUUCCAGAAUCGACGGAUGAAACAUAAGAAGCAGUUGAGGAAGCAGAACAUAAGUGGCGGGAGCAAUUCUAAUUCGGGACAACAAUCCCUGUCUGUCACAUCGCCCGCUGAACGGCCGGUCGAUUUUUCGCUGAGCGGCGGACGCGAGUCGCGCGCGAGCAGCGACGCGCCCGCGGAUUCCGACGACGAGGACGACGACGAGAUCGACGUGCUGGGUGACGAGACGCCGUCGCCGACCCCGACGCCGACGGCGACGCCGGCACCGACCCCGACGUCGACCCCGACGUCGACGCGAAGCGGUGCCCCGUCGAGACGCUCCGGCACGCCGCCGAGGAUCCCGCAUCCCGGAGCGGCGAUCCUUCCGCAGCAUCCUCACCCGCAUCCGCACCUGAUCGGCCUCCAUCAUCAGCCGCAUCAUCAGCAGCACGGCAACAGUCAGCAUUCCGCCCAACGUCCGACGCAUCAUCGCUGAGAUACGACGUUCUCGCUCGUUUUUCUUACCCGGAAUCACGGCACGACAUAUGUAGAGAAGGAAAAGAGAUAAUCCUCGCAUGUUCGAAUAUAUCGAGCGGAUUUAUCUCGAAAAUUUAUCAGAGCUUAAAGCUUCCAAAGCCGCGUAACACGCACGGAGAACAUCGUGGAAUUUUGCAGAGCAUCGGCAAGAGAGAGAGAGAGAGAGAGAAAGAAAAAAGAAAGCAACGUCUCAUGUCCUCCAAAGGUAUUUAUAUACGGUCAUUGAAAUGAUUGACGCAAAUUCGACGGAAUUGGAAUCGUCGCCGGAAACUGGAACUGGAGUUUUAUCCCCCGGUGUUUUCCCGAAAUCUACUUUUUAUAUAGCUAAAAUACGGUAUAAAGAGAAAUACGGUAUCUGGUCUGUUGUUACCUUUUAUAGUCAAGUGUAUAAAAAACUAGGCCGUGGUUUUCGUUGAAAAUUAAACUAUCAUACUCUAACGCGA